Molecule: messenger RNA, 2423 nt
Organism: Myotis davidii
Lineage: Eukaryota; Metazoa; Chordata; Mammalia; Chiroptera; Vespertilionidae
Gene: KBTBD12
Product: kelch repeat and BTB (POZ) domain containing 12
Exons: 6
Coding region: 107-1978 (623 amino acids)
Molecular function (GO): protein binding
Source: RefSeq, a predicted model, not a curated record
UAUAAGACAUGUCUGUUGCUUUGUGAGUAAUCAGACAUGCAAAUAGCCCCUCAAGAAUCAAGCUAAAUUUAAAGACGACUUACUUAGAAACGCGGGAGAGUGUAUCAUGGAGUUCAGACUUGAGGGGAAAGAAAAAUGCCAACAUAGCUUGAAUUUACUGAACAAAAUUAAGCACAUGAAAGAAUUAGCAGAAAUGGUCGAUGUAGUACUCAUAGCAGAAGGAGAGAGAUUUCCUUGCCACAGAUUGGUCCUGGCUGCCUUUAGUCCUUAUUUCAAAGCCAUGUUCACCUGUGGACUAGUUGAAUGUACUCAGAGAGAAGUGGUACUCCAUGACAUCACAGCAGAAAGCGUGUCAGUUAUAUUAAAUUAUAUGUACAGUGCAGCAUUGGAGAUCAAUAAUUCCAAUGUACAAACUGUAGCUAUGGCUGCCUACUUUAUGCAGAUGGAAGAAGUCUUUAGUGUGUGUCAAAAAUAUAUGAUGGACCACAUGGAUGCCUUCAACUGUGUAGGUAUCUAUUACUUUGCAAAGCAGAUUGGAGCUGAAGAUUUAUCUGAUCAAUCGAAGAAAUAUUUAUAUCAGCACUUUGCGGAGGUGAGCUUACAUGAAGAGAUACUCGAACUUGAAGUGCACCAGUUUCUGACGCUUAUUAAAUCAGAUGACCUUAACAUUUCCAGAGAGGAGAGCAUUCUGGACUUAGUUCUGAGGUGGGUAAAUCAUAACCAAGAAUUGCGCAAAGAGCAUCUUGUUGAGCUUUUGCAGCAAGUCAGAUUGGAGCUUAUAAAUCCUUCUUUCUUAAGACAAGCCCUAAAGAGGAACACAAUGCUUCUAUGUGAUGCCAAUUGCAUUGACAUCAUUCAAAACACAUUCAAAGCCUUCAAGACACCCCAACAACACCCUCUAAACCUUCGCUACGGCAUGGAGACGACUAGUCUUUUGCUUUGCAUUGGCAAUAAUUCUUCAGGAAUCAAGUCAAGACGUAGGAACUAUGGGGAUGCCAGUUUUUGUUAUGACCCUGCAUCACGGAAGACCUACUUUAUCUCCUCUCCCAAGUAUGGGGAGGGUUUAGGAACUGUGUGCACUGGUGUUGUCAUGGAAAACAAUGCUGUAAUUGUGGCUGGAGAAGCAAGUGCCUCUAAACUCUCUAGACAAAAGAACAAGAAUGUUGAAAUCUAUAGGUAUCAUGAUCGAGGAAACCGGUUUUGGGAAAAGUUAUGCACAGCUGAAUUUCGAGAGCUCUAUGCUCUGGGCAGUGUCCGUAAUGACCUCUAUGUUAUAGGAGGACAGAUGAAAAUUAAAAACCAGUAUCUUAUCACAAACUGUGUCGAUAAGUACUCUGUAGAACUGGACAGUUGGAAAAGGGUGUCCCCCCUUCCACUGCCAUUGGCCUGUCAUGCUGUAGUGACAGUGAAUAACAGACUUUAUGUGAUUGGAGGCUGGACCCCUCAGAUGGAUCUUCCUGAUGAAGAACCUGAUCGAUUAAGCAACAAACUGUUUCAGUAUGACCCCAGCCAAGAUCAAUGGACAGAGCGGGCACCCAUGAAGUACUCUAAGUACCGAUUCAGUACAGCUGUAGUCAACAGUGAGAUUUAUGUCUUAGGGGGAAUUGGCUGCGUGGGUCGAGAUAAGGGCCAGGUUCGAAAGUGCCUUGAUGUGGUGGAGAUAUACAACCCUGAUGGGAACUUCUGGAGAGAGGGCCCACCUAUGCCAAGUGCCAUGCUUUCUCUUCGAACCAAUUCUACCAAUGCCGGAGCAGUAGAUGGGAAGCUCUAUGUCUGCGGGGGAUUCCAUGGAGCAGAUCGCCAUGAGAUUAUCUCCAAAGAAAUAUUGGAGUUGGACCCAUGGGAAAAUCAGUGGAAUGUGGUAGCCGUCAAUGUCCUCAUGCAUGACAACUAUGAUGUCUGCCUGGUGGCCAGAAUGAAUCCUCGAGACCUCAUCCCCCCGCCUUCAGAUUUGGUGGAAGAAGGCAAGGAGCACUGAGGUUCUAGCUGUUAAACCAGGCAGGAGAGAUGGGUCCAUGGAUAUGAGCCAGUUGGAAGCCUACUUCUGCCACCAUAAAGGGGGGCCCAGUUAGACCCAAGGUAGGUUGUCCCCUAGUAGGCUAGGCAGGGCAGGAGCCAUGCCUGUCUCUCUGCAGUUGUACCCAAGUGCCCACUGCAGUGCCUGGCACAUAGAGGUCUUUGGGUAACCCACACAGAGUAGCAAUUAUUAGUCUGAGGGCUUGGUCUCUGAGCAUUUCCAGGAAUCUGAGUUAAAUGAGUUCAUUCUUCUCCCUGCUCGAGGGUCUUCUAAUCCAUGGAUUCUUUUUCUUGCCGAAAAGGCAGAGCAGUUCUUCCCAGUAAGGGCUGUACUGGCUGGUGGUGUUCAUGGUUGAGGAGCGCCCCCACAGGUCGCUGUUUGCUUAAGCUCCUCUUAAUGGGACCCC